GGAUGUAGAAAUGCUCAGGCUAACACAUCCUCCAGUGGCAGCAGUAGCCACAACUGGCCCAUCUCUGGCCUGCGCUGGGUGGGAGCCUCCAAGGAGCUCCUGCAUGGGGGCCUCAACCUGUUCCCCGUCUAUGACAGCGUGAGGGGACGCUGCUCUAGUCCAGAGAAGGAUGCUGAGCAGAUCGAGGAGGAACAGCUUGAAGACGUGAGCGUACUCUUCCGUUGACUUGAUCUGUCUCAUUGUUGAUUUUUACGUCUCACUUUGUCGAAGUCAAACUUAUUGGAUAAAAAGUUUGUACUUAGUUGUACUUAGGGUGCUGAAAGCUACAGAUUGCAACUUUUUCUUUGUCUACCUCUCUCUCUCCCUCCCUUCUCCCAGGAUGGUUCUGUCCAUUUCUCUGAGGGAGAGGGGAUGCCCAGGAGGUUCAGGCACGACAGAGGAGACAUCCGCGAGGACAGGAAACUGCAGCGAUGCAGAGCUCAGCAAGCAGGGCCCAGUCCCCAGUCCCCCCCACAUAGUACCGUAAACCUCGAUAGCUCCGGGAAAACGGUCCAAGCUGGGGCUGCCGACAGGACCUCAUCACACGAAUCAGUCAUCUCCAAAGUGCCCUUAAGAGUAAAUCUGCACGCCCUAUGAUAUAAUAUAUUCUAUUUGUUUUUCAAACUUCAGUUCCUAUUAGUGCUACAAUGCAAGUCUCAUGGUAUAGAAGCUUUCAGCUCUCUGUGGUAGAUGUGUACUAUAAUUUUUCUUUAUGUAUGCAUACCAAGUUCUUUCUGUAGGUCGCUCUGUUGAGAGAUGGGCUCAUUUGUUCUCUAAUUGUGCUUUUUCCCACUUAGCUACAGAUCAAAGUUUGCGGCCAGAGGGGCAGUCUGGGAAUCAGCAUUGCAGGAGGGAAGGGCUCUCUGCCUUACAAGGAGCAUGAUGAGGUCAGCCUUAAUGCAGGAACAGCAGAGCUGUCAGACUUAAUGCAGCACUGCUGCAACCCCAAUUGAGGCACCACCUCCUGCAUGAUAACGAUAGCUAAUAAUAAUAUAUGUGUAUUGGCAUUUAUAAAUGGCAGGAAUGUCAGCCAUCAGUAAUAUAGCUGAAUAUUUACUUAGGCAGUUGAUAUUUAAUUUCAGUGGUAGCUCUCAGCUGACAUAUUUCAGAAGCAUGAGGGAUGCAGACAAAUCCAGAUUCAGAUCAGAUUAUUAGAGGCGCAGUGAAACCGCAGUUGAUUCAAAAAAAAAUUACCAUUAAAAAAUUCACCAUUAAAUGCCGGUUGUUGUACUUCUACUAGUGUAUAUUUUCCUUUUUCAGGGCAUCUUUAUUUCCAGAGUGUCGAAAGGAGGGCCAUCGGAAAAGGCGGGUGUCCACAUUGGAGACAGAGUACUGGAGGUUGGACCAAAACAUCCUCCCAUGUAGUCCCUGUAGUUUUAGCAUAUCUGAUUAUUUACAUGUAGCUCUUAUGACCACCAGAUGAUAAAUCACCAGCAUACAUCCCCUCCAUACCAGGCUCAGUAAAAGAGGCCAUUGCCAUUCACCUCCUGGCCAGAGGAGGGCGCCAUUAGAUGGACACAAACUCACAAACUGUGGUCUGCAGUGUUAGACUUUUUUUUUUGCAUGUAUAGGCUCCUGUUACAAAGGAGUUAUGCUGGUUUGUAGAACAAAAAACAUUUUCCUCUACAAGCAAGUAUAGAAAUAUCUAGAGAGUAGAUAUCAAUAUGUGAGUGAUAUUGGUCUAAGAGUUGACCUUUCAUUUGCACUACAUAUUAAAUGUCAAACUCUUAGACCAAAUGUGGCGAUGAAUGAGCUAUUGUUGUCCCAUAAAUAGACCUGUUUAUUUUCAGUGAAUGCACACUUUGAUGCGAUAGCUUCUACUGCCCACCCUUGACCCCUGCUUCUACUUUCGCUGGUGUCCAACCAGAUCAUUUGUCACUUGUCCAUCCAGGUCAAUGGCCUGGACAUGCAGGAGGUCAGCCACCACGAAGCUGUCACCGCCCUGAGGAAUGCUGGGAGCUGCAUCAAGAUGAAAGUCAUGAGGGAGAGGGCUAUCCAGAGCCUCGACACCUGCCGGGCCCAGCAGGAAAACUCUGUUGCCGUCACCGCGGAGACGGACAUUCUCAUGAGCUGGCAGCUUGUUGACCUGGAGGAUGGACGCCAGCGACCCAAGGCCCAGCAGCCAGGCCCGGAGCCCUCUGUGGAUUGUGACCUGACCAAGAGGAUUGAGGCUGUAGUCUGUAACGGCAAUGGAGUGGUGAGUGGAGUUGACCACUCCAAUGGCUCUAACUAUAAUUGUGUUGACAAAAGAAAGGUGAGGCAGAACAGAAUCAUUUUAGGUUGGGUAUUUCACAGGUUUCAGAAAAUCCUCAAGCUGUCCUUUUAAAACGACUCCAUUAUUAUACUGUCUUGUUUUCUCUGAACAUUCUCUCCACCUAGGUUAAGGUUUUCAUUAUUGUUCAUGUCUUUGGUUCUUUUCAGUCUGAUCUGCAGAGCGAUCUUAAUUGGUCGUUCUUUAAACGAGAACCGGAGGCCUCGUUUAAAAGCAAUGCACUUCAAGUGGUGAAAAAUACCAUGACGGUAAGCAAAAGGCUCUUUCUCAGGGGUCAAAAAAAUAUGUCCUUUCCUCACCCCCUCUCCUUUAUCUACACUGGUCUGAAAAUUUGACAAGGGGAAAGCCAGUUGGUGGAUGCUCAUCAUUAGGCUGGUUUUCACCUGGUCAAGUCUUUUACAACCAGUCCAGAUAAGGGGAAGGAGUCGAAGGCAGGACAGAUUAUUUUCUCUUUUUUUAAAAGAGUUUCUGAUGCACAUAACCGUGGGAAGUAGGUGUGCUGGGGGUGCUGCAUCACACCCCCUGAUAAAUGGAAAUAAUUUUGCCAACAUUAGUCUUUAAAAAAUAUUUUCCCCAAAAUGAUAUUACUCCUGUCUGAACAGACAUAAAUAAAAUAAUAAAAAAUACUACACCAGAGAGUGUAAUUUAGCUACAGAGUAUCAAUAGCUUCUAAAGAAUUUCUGUGGAUUAAGUUUAAUCACAAACACUUAGUCGGGAAGGCCGCAAUUUGGGCAGUACGAGCGCUAAAUAUAGAACAGCUUGUUGCAUUGUGGCCAUAGACAUAAUCCAUAUGACGAUUUUGGAACCUCUAACCCUGGCACUGACUGUUAAACUCAUGGAUACACUAGCAAUGGCUGCCAGUCCUGACUUGAAUGGGAACUGCCAUCUAUGGAUUAUAUUUGUAUGGCUGUCAGUUUACCAUUCACAAAUUUCAAAAUACAAUCGCGAGAAAAACAUAGGCCUGCUGUUUUGAAAGCAAAUGCCUACUGCUGAAAAGAGAAGACUAAUCUGUCUGUAGAAGCAAAUAAAACAAUUCUCAGCAACGUUUGAGCGAUUCUGAGUGAACAGCACUGUUUUUCAAAGUAGCUUAUCUUGAGAUAUUGGCACAAGCUAAAGUUUAUUUAUAGCAUACUAUAUACAGUAUAUACUAUAUAUCAGGGUUUCGGAUAGGAGAAUUUGGUGCCAGACAAGUGACUGGGAAGAUUAAAAUGUAUCAAUAAACGAGCGAUAUUGGCCAAGUGAGCCACAUUUACAUAUCCUUAACAGCCUUUAACAAAUUACAGAAACACUAUUCCUUGUGUUUGGAUAGCGGCCAUUCUGACCUUGAGCAAGGCAGUUAACCCCCAACAAUAACUGCUUCCCGGGCGCCGAUGACGUGGAAGUCGAUUAAAGCAGCCCACGUCUCUGAUUCAGAGGGGUUGGGUUAAAUGUGGAAGACACAUUUUGGUUUAAUGCAUUCAGUUGUACAACUGACUAGGUAUCCCCCUUCCUGUUAACUUUUAUUGGUUUUUACAUUCCUAAAACAAUAAUUGUCCACCUCACGGUUCAGCUGUCAGAGAUUUGAGCACUAAAUGCAUCAGGGCAUUGCAUGCAUAGGCCUAUAGGCUUAGGCGUCCACUGUAUGAUAUUAAUAUUUUAAAAAAUAUAUAUAUAUAAAGGAAGAGAAGCUUAGGCCUAACCCCAGAGAGCGAGAGAUAGAGAUAUGCUACGACCCCAACAUGCAUUUAUUUAUCCUUGUCUGAUAGGCUACUGCGUCUGCUUUACAGAUAUAGGCGUACAGAAGGAGGCUAAUUUGUUAUUUUUCAAUCAAAAUAUUUUUUCAAGAUAAGCAUUAUGUUGUUAGAUUAUAGGAGCAACUCUGGUAGGCCUCAAACAUUCUUCCUCACCUCAAGUUCAACUGUCGGAGUUAGUUGGAGGGCAAGUGUGCACUGCCUUCAUAUCAUAGGCCUGCAGUAUAAUAGGCUCAUAGCCACACCACACCAAACCUUCACACAAGUUUCUAAACUUUAUUAGGGUAAUAUCAAAAGUAAGUCAAGCCAUUGUUUAUAGCGAAAAUACGAGCAGGAUAUUAUGUUGCGGCAAACACAACAUUACAGUUGAAACUUCAUUUGGUCAAAGAAAAUGUCUCAACAGAAUGAAACAAAACACGUUUUGCAUAUUUAGAUUUAAUAAAUAGGCCUACAAUAAUAACAAUGAUAUACAAUAAUAAUCAUGGUAAAAGAAAUUAUUAUGGAUACGAAAAAUUGCAUCCUACCUGAAUAGUGAGUUGCACAGUAGUAGCCCGCAUUUGGCCAUUUGUGUGGUAUUAAAUAUUCUGUUAAUGUCGUCUAUCAUGUAAAUGCUGUAGAACUGCAUGAAAUGAGUUGACAAAACGCUAAAAAAAACUACCAAAGUUGUCUGCUCAGCUGUAUGCCACCCCCAAGCAUCCCCCAAAUCAAAACAUCUUCCCCCCGCGGCUAUGCUGUUGCAAUCUUUGCAACUCGUCAGUCAUCUCAGUGUCCCUUAGAUGUACACUCUUGUUGAAUAAUUCAUAAUUUACAGUAUUAGCACUAUCAAACGACCUUAAAGGGAUUGUUCACUUCAAACGUUUGUCAGAUGUGUUCAAAGCUCAUAAGUGGUGUAAUGUCAAGUUUAGGCCAUGUCCCACACCAUCUGUUGUUUAGAUCCAACUAUAGUAUACCUCAACCCCAGAUUAAUCGAAAAGAUACACUUUUUUCAGUGCCUCUUUUCAAUUCAUUUGGAAUUGGGGUGUAAAUCUAGACAACAGAUAGUCAGAUGUGGACUCAUCACAACAAUUGUGAAAUGUCAGUAUGCCGUCAAACUAACUCAUUUUAUUUCCCACCCAUUAAUGUUCAAUUUCUGGACAAUUUCCUGCUAGAUACCUCGGAUUAUCCUCACCCACCCCUCUACCUCAGACGAGGAUGUAGAGCCCUUGACACAGGACCCUGACAGUGAGGCAUUAGAGGACUUUGAAGAUCCUGACAGCCACAUCCACUCUGAGUGCUUUAACAGUGCUUUCUAUCCCCCCUGA
This is a messenger RNA of Coregonus sp. 'balchen', 5342 nucleotides long. The record is from the annotation of a GenBank genome assembly. NCBI's taxonomy places the organism in Eukaryota, Metazoa, Chordata, Actinopteri, Salmoniformes, Salmonidae.